Messenger RNA from Oryza brachyantha (malo sina), 2389 nucleotides. Its product is annotated as ankyrin repeat protein SKIP35-like. The record is from RefSeq and is a predicted model, not a curated record. NCBI's taxonomy places the organism in Eukaryota, Viridiplantae, Streptophyta, Magnoliopsida, Poales, Poaceae. Bases 333 to 1973 code for a protein of 546 amino acids. The transcript is spliced from 4 exons.
UCCGGGCCAAAUCCCUUCCUCGGCCUCGUCGGGGGGUGGCCUGCCCGACUCCACGCCCGCGGCCGCGGUCGCCGGACCGGAAUCUAUUCACCCCCCCCCCCCCCGCCGCUCUCCCUCCUCCUCCGGUGCUGCUGCCGGACCGCUGGUUCGGAUCGCGCCGCGCCGGCACCGGCGCCUCCACCCGUCGCGGAGAGCGCCGGGGGCGCGGUUUUAGAGAGAGGGGGGGGGGCACCAAGGUGAAGGAUCCUGAUCUGAGGGGAUAUCCGUAACUUCUUGCUAGGACAAAAUAGAAUGGCAUGAUUGGAUUGUGGCUGAGAGAAGCAGUUUAGAAAAUGGAUGACCAUGAAUGUAGUGCCAGCCAUGUUCAUGGCAGUGGCCCUGUUCAAGAAUCAAAUGGCUGCAUGGCAAACCGGAGGACAGAUGAGCAUGGACAGAUCGAUUUCGGGCAUUCACUGCAGUUGGUGCUGUUCUCUCGGCAGUGGGACCUUGCUGAAAGCCUUGUUGCUCUAGCAGACCACCAGUUAAUGCUGGAUUAUGGUUUGUCUGUUGCUCUCGAUGCCAUUUGGUUCUUGCGGACGGAGCAGGACCUUAAAGGUCUCAACCAUCUGAUUGGUAAGAUUGUGGAAUCAGGGGCAAAGGAUUUUGCUAGGGCAAUCCUCAGGACGUCACUGCUCGCAUCUUGUGUCGUCGCAUGCCAAAGCAAGGCGCUCACUUUAGGUGAUAGCAAGGAAAUCAUAGCUCAGAGAUUACAUGACCGUCUACAAGAUUGUCCUGGUGGUGACCGUUUACAAAUUGAGGCUGGUGCCAAAGUGCAGAAGUUUAUAGAAUGGGCAUUGCAGUGCAUUCAUCUGCAUCGUUGUUCUGAAGAUACAGAGUGUUACAGAGCAAACUGCAGCACUCACCAAGAGGUACAGUUCCAUCUAUCAGCGUUUAAAACCUUCUUGGACAUAGCUGGUGACAAUCUCAGUGGCAAGAUUUUUACUGAGGCAUUCGAUGCGGCCUGCUUCCCGCUUACACUGUUUUCAACUUUAUUUGAACCUGGCUGGUCUUCUGGGAGUUCAGCAGUUGCCAUAAAGGGACUUUUGUCGUUGCUUGUGGAAGGAGGUGCUGAGAAUGUAAAUCAGUGUUUCCUAGAAGCGUCACGUUUUGGAAGUACUGAACUUGUACGCAUUCUGCUGAAGAUUGCUCAUCAAAACAGCUUGGCUGUGGAUGUUGAUCUUGCUCUAGUCUAUGCUUCUCACUACUGCAAAUUUGAAACAAUGGAAUGCUUAGUUGAUGAAGGGCAUGCGACAUCUUUCCUUUGUCCCCUUGUAAAAGCUUCUGAGCGUGGUUGCUUGCAAGUUGCCCAAUGGUUUGUCAACCGAGGCGUUCCAGACAUUGAGAUGUGCCUUGCUGUAACAACUGCUGCAUCUUGUGGCCACUUUGCAGUCGCCUCCUACUUGCUUGCGCAUAUCCCCCGGCAUGUUCUCGAAGCCCUUAGCACACAGAUUCUCAAAGCUGCAAGGGGACAGGGCAGGGGAUCUUUUGAAGGUGUUGCCUUCCUUCUCCGUUCAAACUUUCUGAAUGAUGCUGCUUCUACGUAUGCAGCUGCAGACAGCAUCGCGACCACGAGUGACAUGGAUGUUCCCCAAGACCUGGUUGCAUUUCUGAAAGAGCAGUGGUCUCAGGCCGCGUUUGCGGAAGGAGUAGAGGCUGGGGAAGACCAUUUUGUGAAUAUCACUAGGGUUCUGAGAAGAGGGGCGUCUCCAAUCCUCCUGCAUGACCUCCCAGAGCCCAUUACGCUUGCUAUCACGUACCUGCCACUGUACCGGGCAUGUGCGGCUGCAAGCGGGCAGUUGCUGCCACAGAGACUGAGGGGAGAGCUGGUCGAGGCAGUUGGUCGACUCGGUAUUCCAUUUCCAGCCAACAUGGAGAACAAUGGGAAAGAUCUCCUGGCAGUUUUGGAGCAUUACCUCCCAUCAUUCGUAAUUUGAGCUUGAGAGCCUUUUGGAACUACCAAGAACCCAAGUUGACACAGAAGAAUGGAGCCAAAUGAGCUUUCACUGUGUCACUUCUGUGUCAGAUAGAGGGAGGGGGAGAUAGAAGAGAGUUUGAUCUCCAGUGUGUACAGAGCUUUCUGUAGCUGUGAUGAGAACUGAGAAGCCAUAGAAUGCUUGGAAUCAAAUAAUUGUCUUGGAUCUUGAUAGCGUUGUCACCAUAACUGCACCAUACAAUAUGAUAUGUUUGCAGUUGCAUAUGAAAGUAGUGUCAUUUCGCAACUGUAUGGCACACCCUUUUUUUUCUUGCUGUAAUGCACGGGCAUGCGCAACAUAUCGCAUUCACCUGAAGGAAUUGUUGCCUGACACACUUAUUAGAGGGAGAAGUACGGUCAUGCUCUCUGUUUUUCUUC